Drosophila ficusphila is the source of this 2137-nucleotide messenger RNA. Its product is annotated as 3'-5' ssDNA/RNA exonuclease TatD. Gene Ontology annotation, cellular component: cytosol. Gene Ontology annotation, molecular function: single-stranded DNA 3'-5' DNA exonuclease activity. The record is from RefSeq and is a predicted model, not a curated record. NCBI's taxonomy places the organism in Eukaryota, Metazoa, Arthropoda, Insecta, Diptera, Drosophilidae. The transcript is spliced from 3 exons. The coding region runs from base 274 to 1281 and encodes 335 amino acids.
UAACGACGUUGUUCAACACUUGCUAGCCAGCAGUCGUAGUUGUCGGGAUUGUUUUUUAGUUUAAUAUUUCUCAACUUUUAGACCAUUGAUUGCCCGAUUGGUCAACAUUUCCAAAUUGCAACAAAUUCAGUAGAGCCAUAUUUCACGGUUUUCAACGCCGUCGCGUUUCCUUGUUCGUACCAAAGCUAAUUGAAUUACCCACGCACACAGACUCAAUCUGUCCAUCGCCUGCGUCAUAAGUUAUUUUUGUCGACAAAUCCAAAAAUCCAGAACAUGGACCCAAAACAACAAAAUCCCCAGGAGGCGGUGGCGUCCGUAGCCCCGCUACUGGAGGAUCAGCUGGAACUGGACAUGAAGCACUGCUUCGAGAACCUGAUUGUGAUCGAUGUGGGUGCAAAUUUGACCAACAAGAAGUAUAGCCGUGAUCUGGAUUCCGUGGUUCAGAGAGCCAGAGACGCAGGUGUUCAGAAACUAAUGGUUCACGGCACUUCGGUCAAAUCGAGCAAGGAAGCGCUGCGCCUCUCGCGCAUCUAUCCCGACAUUAUUUACUCGACUGCUGGCAUUCACCCGCACGACUCCAAGUCCAUUGUGGAGGAGCCGGCCACGUGGUUUGAUCUGGAGCACAUUGCCCAGGCGCAGGAGUGCGUGGCGGUCGGGCCCUGCGGCCUGGACUACCAGCGGGACUUUUCCGAACCGGACGCCCAGAAGCAGAUCUUCGCCAAGCAGCUGCACCUGGCCAUCCGGUUAAACAAACCUCUACUGAUUCACGAGCGGUCGGCUCAGCACGACUUACUCGAAAUACUCGACAAGUACUAUCCGUAUUCCCGGCUUUUCAAACUUCUAACCUGUUUUACUUGCAGAUUCGAGAACCUGCCGCCUGUGAUUAUUAGAGGUUUCAUGGGCACCGCCGAAGAGGCGCUCAAAUACCUGGAGCGUAGGUUCUACAUCAGCCUGACUGGCUACCUAUGCAAGGAUAAAUCGGAUACUGGAGUGCGAAGACUGCUGGAAGACGGAACAUUGCCGCUGGAUAGACUGCUCGUGGAAACGGAUGCUCCGUUCAUGUACCCGAACACAAGAGCUUCCAAAUUGCCGCAACACGUUAAAACGGGCAUCACCGAACGCUCUUUGCUGUACUUACACAGAUAUUGUACCUUCCAACGCAACGAGCCCUGCAGUUUGCCCGCCAUUGUGGAGAUGAUAGCCGCCUUUAUGAAGAAAACUCCCGAUGAGGUGGCUCUGGCUACAGCCUUUAAUGCCUUGAAACUUUUCGGUUUGUCCUAGACCAGAAACAGAGCCCCACGGUUCUGAACGAGAAAGUGUGCCAACCAGCAGCUUUACAACCGUAACACUAUAGAUUGAACGAGCCUGAGAUUCACGAUAGACUCAUACCUAAGUGCCUUAACCACUAAUCGAAUUCAGGAUAAAGCGCUCAUCCUGAUCCCCACACAUACACACACCCACAAAACGACCGCAUUGCAUGCAAAACGUACGUAUACGUAUAUACCCAUAUAAUCACCCCAUGCCGUAAGGUGCAAACUAUCGAUCGAAGUUUGCAGGGUUUAGCUUUAAGUUGUUGGAGUUGUCUCCCAAGCAAUUGCUUUAUUUACUCGAGUACCCCUGAAAAACGGUGCCAAGGUGGUGCCAAGUGACCGUUGACUCCGGAUUUGCACUGGAUCGGCGUUUCACGCCUCGAAGCGCGCGCUUCGAACUCGCUUCCGAAGCGUAGAUAAAGAUGUUAAGUGCUGCAGCUUGUCUUUUGUUUGUUUCUUCUGUAUUUAAGCUAGAAUUAUUACUUUUAGAUUGUGUCUCUGUUAGCAUGUAGUCGUAUUUUUGUACAUAUUUAUUCUUGUUGCGACGAUGACGAUGAUGAUGAUGAUUAUGGGAAACGUAAUGUGAUCAUUUUAAGAGCUAAAUAUUUAUAUGAUAUUCAACAAACAAACACGCUAGUUAGGCUAUGAAACAUAUUGAAUAUCUUGCGCCUAUACAUACUAUAUUUUGUUAUAUUUACAUACAUAUACAAAAGCGUUGUACUGAACUGAUCGACCCGCGGAGGUUGCAUAAAAUCCGCUUUGUGCCCAUUGUCCGCACACAGACACACACUAUUUUCCAUUUGAAUAAAGCGAAUUUGAAACCCAAA